CCACUACACCCGCUUCAAACCUAGCAAGGCGGUAUCGUCCCUUCAUGAAUUCAACAUGGAGGCGCAGGUCCAGUGAAAAUCAUUGCGUUUCGGUGUUGAAGCAGGUCUAUUCGAUGCGUUACCGUCAUGGACCGAGGGGUGUGAAUGACUCUUGGCCUGACAGAAGCCGUCGGCAGCUGCUCCUGAGCAGGAACACAUUAAUGCAACGACUGUUAUCAGGCUUGUUAGCUACGCCUUGUGGUUGGUUGUGAGCUGUGUGCUGCCGCAGACCCGGAUGGACUCAGACCAAAUCACCGGGGUGUACGGAAAAGUCAGCGGCCUCCGUGCGCCUGUUUCAGCGCAUGUGAGCGUGGAGCAGCUCCCGGAGGUCCGGAUCUACACCGUGACAACAGAGUGGAUUCAGAGUGACCUGGUCCAGAGCUCCAGACUUCGCUACUCGCAGCAGUGGACUCUGAUUGCUGACAGCAACAACCACCAGAGCAUCAGGACCAUCCUCCCACCUGGACCAUGUGCACCAGUGUCUGGAGAGUUAUUGAGUGAGCUCUCGCCGGUCCAUGGCCUGAGGGCUGUUGUCAGGGAGACAGGCAGCCAGCAUCUCCUAGAGAUCUGGGACCGUCACGGCCUCAGGAAAUGCCUCAACCUGUCCGCCUUGAACGUCCACGGCAGAGUGUACGACGACUCUCAGUUCGGCUGUCUGUCCUGGUCAGAGUGUGAGAGGAAGCUGCUGUAUGUAGCUGAGAGUAGCAGGAGCUCAUCGGCAGAAACGCGUGCCAGAGAAUCCACGAGCAGAAAGGACAGGAGCGUGUACCGUGAGGACUGGGGCGAGGCGCUGACCGGGAAGAGUGUCCCAGUGCUCUGUGUGGUGGAUUUGCACCAUGGUGCAGUCGACGUGCUGCAGGGCGUCCCGCCAGACGUCUCACCUGGACAGGCUCUGUGGGCUCCCGGCUCUCAGUCUGUGUUUUUUGUUGGUUGGUGCCUGGAGCCUUUCAGACUUGGGCUGAAGUUCUGCUCCAACCGCAGGUCAGCUUUAUUCAGACUCAGCCUGGAUGGACAUUGCGAAUGUAUAUCAGGGGACAACCUUUCAGUGUCCUGUCCCAGGCUGAGUCCAGAUGGAUCCAUGUUGAUCUACCUGCAGGGUCGAGUGUUCGGGCCUCACAACCAGUGCCACAGUGUGCAGCAGUUGGACCUGAAGAGUUGGAAGACCUCAACCUUGUUGGAUGUUGUCAGCAGACCUCAGGCUGGUGAGUUUGCAGGUGUGUAUGAAGCUCUGCCAUCCCACUGCUGGUCUGCAGAUGGUCAGAAAGUCGUGUUUAGCAGCGCCGUUAGAAACUGGAAGGAUGUCUUCAUGUUGGACAGAAAAACAAAGAAAGUCACUUCCCUCUCUGAUACUGUUCCCCUCUUUCCUCCUCCUCCGCCUACUCCACUGUCUCCUGUUCUUCCUCCUCCUCCUUCUCCAUUUGUCCAAAAUUCAGCUCCUCCCCUUCCUCCUGAGUCCUACUUUCCAAAUCCUCCUCCUCCUUCAUCAUCUCAUCUUCAUCAAGAACACCAGAGAGAGCUGGAAGACCUCUCUGAUCUUUCUAAGGUUUAUGGCAGCUGGAAGCUACUGACCCUUCAAAGAGACCUGAUGGUCGUCUGCUGCUCCAGUCCCAACUCACCUCCCACGCUGAGGGUGGGAUUCCUCCCAUCAGCAGGUGAGACUGUGACCUGGAGAACUCUGCAGCAGCCGGUCAUGACCUUUGAUUACCCCUGGAAAGUUCUAGAUGUUACACCUCCAUCAGAAGAGGACAACAGAUGUUACCCUGGUUUAGAUUUCGGAGCGGUCUUGGUCAAACCAUCACGUCUGAUCUGUGAAACCAGAACACCUCUGGUCGUCUUCAUCCAUGGUGGUCCUCACUCCCAGUUCCCUGCAGAGUGGAACAGCACCACCGCUGGACUGGUUGAACUGGGCUUUGCUGUGCUUAUGGUAAACUAUCGGGGAUCCACAGGGUUCGGUCAGGACAGCAUUUUGUCCCUGAUUGGUCAGAUUGGGAGUCAGGACGUACAAGAUGUGCAGCGAGCUGUUAUAGCUGCGCUACAGAGUGACAAAACCCUUGAUCCCAAACGUUUGGCUGUGAUUGGCGGCUCCCACGGUGGCUUCCUGUCCUGUCAUAUGAUCGGUCAGUACCCAGACUUCUAUAGAGCGUGUGCAGCCAGGAACCCGGUCAUUAACGCUGCUACACUACUGGGAACCAGUGACAUAGUGGACUGGCGAUACACAAGUGCAGGCUUUCACUUCUCAUACGACAACAUCCCUACUGCUGAAACCCUGGCUGCAAUGUUACAGAAGUCCCCCAUCACACAUGCUGCAUUGAUCAAAGCUCCAGUGCUACUGAUGUUGGGUGGGAAGGACAGACGAGUUUCUCCUCAUCAGGGUCUAGAGCUCUACAAAGUACUGAAGAGCCGAGGUUCACCGGUCAGGUUAUUGUGGUUUCCAGAAGAUGGACACUCUCUGUCCAGGGUGGACACUCAGGUUGACUGCUUCCUCAACUCCGUUUUGUGGCUGAACCAACACCUCUGAGCAAAUCCUCGCAGGCACUGUGACACGGCUGUUUUUAUUCUGCUGAAUGCAGCUGAAUUUUUGACACAACUCAUUUGUAAUAAAACAGACUCCGUUGUUUGUACUAAAUCCUAAUUUAGUAAAAUAUCUUUGAAACAAAAA
Messenger RNA from Girardinichthys multiradiatus, 2698 nucleotides. It is a transcript of the gene apeh2, whose product is annotated as S9 family peptidase. Gene Ontology annotation, molecular function: serine-type endopeptidase activity. Gene Ontology annotation, biological process: proteolysis. The record is from RefSeq and is a predicted model, not a curated record. Bases 275 to 2557 code for a protein of 760 amino acids. Lineage: Eukaryota; Metazoa; Chordata; Actinopteri; Cyprinodontiformes; Goodeidae. The transcript has 22 exons.